CAGACGACUCAGCAGCAGCAGUACCAAACGAAAGGAUCUGUCAAAUAAAACAACACAGUUUGGGACGGAAACGAAAAGGUCGCUCGAUUCAUCAUUUAUAUAUAAAUAAGUGAAACGCAUUAAAGAUUCCACCACCGAAAACUAGCACCUGCCAGCAACCAAAUUCUGAGGAAGUUUUGUCUUGACGAGAAAAACAAAGUGUCGCAGCAGAAGCUGGAAAUGGGCGAAAUGGUGAAACUUUGAGGAUCAAUUUGCGAAAAAAGAAAGAUAUUUCUGAGCGAUGGGGAAAAAAUGGCAAAGUGAAUGACAAAGUAGGUUGGUAGAGGGGGCGUUCAGCUGAAGAAGAUUCGAGGUGCCAUAGAGGUGAAUUUGCAAACGGCAUAAAGUGAAUGUGAAAAUGAGUAGUCGACGAUAGCAAAGAAGAAAUCAUCACAUAUUUUCGUUCGUCGCGUUAUCUUGUUUACGUUCACGAGUGGGUGCCCCGAAUAGACGGUGAUUUGAGUGGAACACGAUACGCGCGCGAGUGAUGAACCAGCCAAUUUUCACCAGCUAUCUGCAAGGAACAGGACCAGAAGCGGCCCAGCAAAUGCGUCAGUUCCAGCACCAAUGCCGUAUCUGCUGCAGCACGACGGGUUUGCGACGGUGCAGUCGCUGCCAGGUGGCCUACUACUGCUCGCAAGAGCAUCAACGGCUGGACUGGAAGCUUCACAAACUCGAAUGUCGCUCGAUUCAACAGGCUCCACAAACGCAGGCAGCCACAAGUCAACAGUAUGGCAUAUCCAUCAGCCAGGGUAUUUAUCAUACUAAUCCAACUGCGAGUGAUUCGGCGACAAUGGUAUUCCAACAGCCGACGUCACUCGAGAUUGGCACUGGUGUUGCUGCUGCUACUAUUGCUACGAAUGGCGUACGUGAAGAAAUUUUGUCAACAAACGGAGCGCUACACACCAAUACUAGCGCGAUGGCAAUAGGAGACAGCAUUGACACGGCGCAGAAAGUACAACUACAACUGCAGCAACCAACACCACAACAACAUUUGUCGUCGUCGUUGCCGCAUGCUUCUGGUGCCAGCACCGUCGUAGACGUCGAGGACGAGUUGCUGCUGAGCGAGAACGCAGUCUCAAAAUUGUUUGCAAGCGAUUCACUCGCAGCCGUCGAAGAGCUGCUGGACUUAGACCAAAUUGAUGUGGAUCAUAUCCUGAACGAGAACAACUUUCUCAAUAAUAUAAACAAUCUGAACUUUUUGGACGAAUCCCUUGCGGAAAGUGUCGACAACAACAAUCUGAGUUACAGUGGCAGUGGUGAUUCCAUUGGUAAUAAUAACGGUGGAUUAAGAAUUGGACCCGGUGAGGUUGAUCAGAAUUCUCAAGUGCUGGUGUUAAGUGACGAAGAAGAAAUGCAGCUGAAACAGGCGCCAAUCGCGGUGGUCACACCGCUGCAGCAACAAAAUCACCUUAUCGCGGACGGUGGCCCGGACAGUGGAAGCAACUCGCCGAUUAUGAUCGGCAGCAGUGGCAGUAGUAAUGCCAGCACGGAUGAGAACGUCAGUGCGCUGCUGAAUGCCAAGAUCGACAAUCUGCUCCAGUCGGCGGCCGUUAGUGGUGGCCAGCACUCAGAACACUCGCUGCUGGUUGAUCUCGAGCAGGAGAGUCUGGAGGAGGCUUGCCACAAUCUGAUACGGGAUAUGAACGAGUACGGAGUGUGCGUGUUGGACAAUUUUCUCGGACAGGAAAGAGGCUUGAAGGUGCUCCAGGAAGUGACCGGCAUGUAUUCGUCGGGAGUGUUUAGGGACGGUCAAUUGGUUUCCAACAAAGGUGGAAAGAACUUACGGCACAUUCGAGGGGACAAAAUCACCUGGAUCGGUGGGAAGGAGCCCGGAUGUAGCAAUAUAGGUUAUCUGAUAAAUCGGGUGGACGCAGUUAUCUCGACCUGCAGACGAAUGAAGAGCAAUGGAAAGCUCGGUCGGUACAACAUCAGGGAACGGACAAAGGCAAUGGUUGCAUGCUAUCCCGGAUCCGGUUCGCAUUAUGUCAAACACGUGGACAACCCCAACCGAGACGGGCGAUGCAUCACAGCGAUAUAUUACCUAAAUCUCAACUGGGAUGUGCAACAGAGUGGCGGGCUCUUGCGAAUCUUCCCCGAGGGUUGCAAUGACCGGGUUGCCGACAUUGAGCCAAUUUUCGAUCGGAUACUAUUCUUCUGGUCUGAUCGUCGGAAUCCACACGAAGUUCAACCGGCUCAUAGAACUCGCUACGCCAUCACUCUCUGGUAUUUGGACGCAGAGGAGCGCGAAUCGGCACGAACGCGAUUCCAGCGGGACUACGAGAAUCGAUUCCACGCAUGAAAAUUUUUCAUACCUCCGUCAAGUAUCGGUCUCAGCCGGAGAUAAUUUUUUACCCUUACGCGUGGACAGUUCUUGCGGGGCAAGAAUGGCAAAAAAAAUCGCAGUGAAUAAAGAGCACAACAUGCUUGCUCUCUUUGCGUACUGCGAGUGUGUGCGUGGCAUGUGAACGAACCUCGUGGGAAUGAUCGACAGAGGUGGUGGCGCGACUUCGAAAAGGUCAUUAAGUUUGUGUAUUUCCUUUUGGGAGACCCACUGCAAAUAUUAGCGCGCCAUUUUGAGUAAGAGUGCAGAUAAGCGCAAAAUUAUUGAUGAACCCGAUUUGGGCUCUGGCGGGGCGGCAUUUAUGAGAAAAACAAACAAAGAGACAUAAUCAAAUAGGCAUCUAUCUUGUCUAGUUUCAUUUUUUGGCCGGCUCACCACAGUCAGAAAUCUCAACCCAAAUAAAACGCUGAAAAUAACCAAAAUGUGAUAUUGUAUUAAACAUAUUAAGAUUUAAUAUGAUGCAAAAAUGUUGUUGAAUAUAUUUGCCUCUAUUUUGCUUUUAAUUCACCAUUUAAUGAUAGCUGUAAAUAAUCACUAGUUUAUUAGUCAGUAGAACCACUCAAGAGUCGGCCACACACAGAUGAGGAGAGUAACUUAAAAAGUUAGUCAAAUAUUAAAUGCCCAAAGCUGCUGUUACAAACAGUUGUGCGCGAUUUUACCACAGAGGAAACUUGUAUCACAUUGUAAAGAAGAUAGUCAGAGAAACAGGUUAACUUGAUAGCAGUAGGAUAACAUUUGUUUUUUGCCUUGUACAGAAUAGGUAAGAUUGAAGAAGUUUGAAAGUAAAACCAGGAGUGGAUAUUUUGGAAGCACCAAUACAUAGUUAGAUAGCAAAGUUAUACUACUUUUUUCGACCCACUGGGUGGUUAAUUCUAGACUAGUGCAUGGAAGAUCACCAAGCAGUUGGAAUGGUAGGAAUGGCGAAAAAAAUAUCGCUAACAAUUCAUACAGUUGUCAGCGAAUCACGCUGAAGACGUUUAAAAAUGUUGACAAGAUUAUGAAUAGAAGAACAGUUUUGAAGAAAA
This is a messenger RNA of Toxorhynchites rutilus septentrionalis, 3408 nucleotides long. RefSeq names its product hypoxia-inducible factor prolyl hydroxylase (gene Hph). Gene Ontology annotation, molecular function: peptidyl-proline 4-dioxygenase activity; L-ascorbic acid binding; ferrous iron binding. The coding region runs from base 527 to 2341 and encodes 604 amino acids. NCBI's taxonomy places the organism in Eukaryota, Metazoa, Arthropoda, Insecta, Diptera, Culicidae. The transcript is spliced from 6 exons. Gene Ontology annotation, cellular component: nucleus; cytoplasm. Gene Ontology annotation, biological process: cellular response to hypoxia; peptidyl-proline hydroxylation to 4-hydroxy-L-proline. The record is from RefSeq and is a predicted model, not a curated record.